This is a messenger RNA of Tripterygium wilfordii, 2273 nucleotides long. RefSeq names its product protein NRT1/ PTR FAMILY 5.10-like. Lineage: Eukaryota; Viridiplantae; Streptophyta; Magnoliopsida; Celastrales; Celastraceae. Gene Ontology annotation, cellular component: membrane. The record is from RefSeq and is a predicted model, not a curated record. Gene Ontology annotation, biological process: transmembrane transport; dipeptide transport. Gene Ontology annotation, molecular function: tripeptide transmembrane transporter activity; dipeptide transmembrane transporter activity. The transcript has 4 exons. The coding region runs from base 488 to 2227 and encodes 579 amino acids.
UUAUGUUCAUUCAGUUAUCAAUGUUGAGUUGGGUGGUUCCUCUUGAUUAAAUAUUGCAAGAAUCGAGUUUCGCAUAAAUCUCUUCGGGUUUUUACCGUAAUUUUAUAUAACAAACCUUGAUGUUAUUGUUUUACUCAAAAUUGAAAGAUUUGUGAUCUAAUUUCAUUAGAAUUUCCACUAAAAAGUCUUGGAAUUGUUAGAUUAUCUGGUUUUUUUUCUUCUCUUUUUGUUGGUUUUUUUUCCUCCUCCUCCUUCUCUUAUGCAUCACAGAUUGUUUAGAAUCACAACUUUGGGUGAGUAGGUGGAUAUAUAUCGUGACGUAAAUAGGAAUCAUUCGCAACCCAAAACAAAAUUUCCAUUCCAAACUCUGCAAAAAAGGGAAACCAUCAAAGUCUUAAAUCACUACCACUUGGAAUUGUAUAUAUAAUGGGAGCUCAAGGAAUUAAUCAACACGAAACGGAGAUCAGUUUUACAAGUUCAGGCAGUCAUGGAUCGAGUCGCCGCCGCAAAUGAUGAAGAAAUACUGGAACUGGAAAUUAAGGCAGGCAUGGAUAGAGGCACUGCGAAUGAGGAAGAAAUACUGGAACUGGAACAUGACUCCUCCGUCGACUACAAAGGUGGCGGUCAAGCCGUCAAAUAUUCCACGGGAGGUUGGAUAUCGGCUUUGUUCAUUAUAGCUGUAGAACUGGCUGAGAGAUUUGCCUACUACGGCGUCUCUUCCAACCUGAUCACAUACUUGACGGGUUCACUUGGCGAGUCCACUGCAACUGCGGCUGCCGGGGUUAACUUGUGGUCUGGGAUAGCUUCAUUGCUGCCCCUGCUUGGUGGUUUGGUGGCUGAUUCUUUCCUCGGCCCUUACCGGACUAUUGUAACAGCUACCAUUGUCUACUUAUUGGGACUAGGCAUGUUGACUCUGCUUGCAGUGCUUACUUCUCAUGACUGCCCAAAAAAUGGUGCUAAAAAAUCAUGUUCUCCUCCUCAAAUCCAUAUAGGUUUGUUCUACUUUGCUUUAUACAUAGUCGCGAUCGGACAAGGUGGACACAAGCCUUGUGUUCAAGCAUUCGGAGCAGAUCAGUUUGAUGGAAAAGACCCAGAAGAGAGCAAAGCCAAAAGCUCAUUCUUCAAUUGGUGGUACUUCAGUUCAUCCGUGGGCGUCAUCGUAACGCUUCUGGUGUUGGUCUACAUUCAGGAUAAUCUCAGUUGGGCGCUCGGAUUCGGAAUCCCCUGUAUUGCAAUGGUAGCUGCGUUGGUCAUUUUCUUGUUGGGAACCAAGACCUAUAGAUUUAGUGCCAAGACAAAGACAAAACACCCAUUUGUGAGAAUUGGUCGAGUGUUUGUCGCGGCGAUUAAGAACUGGAAAAUCACUCCCCUGGCAAUAGAAUUUCAAGAGGAAGGUUCUGGCUCCUCACCUUCCCACAUUUCCAAACAGUUCAAGUUCUUACACAAAGCAUUGUUCAAACCAGCUGGUGUUAUGGAGGAUGGGAAAGGCUGUAGUAUCACAGAGGUUGAAGAAGCAAAGGCGAUACUGAGGCUCGUUCCAAUAUGGGUUUCAUGCUUGGGUUACGGCAUAGUCUUUGCACAAUCAUCAACCUUCUUUACAAAGCAAGGAGUUACAAUGGACAGAAGACUCACUUCAAGCGUCGACAUUCCACCUGCGACCCUACAAAUUUUCAUCGCCACCUCAAUUGCUCUCUUGAUUCCAGUCUACGAUCGAGUUUUCGUUGCGAUAGCAAGAUCUGUAACUAAGAAACCUUCUGGCAUCACCAUGCUUCAGAGAAUAGGAAUUGGUAUGGUCUUAUCCGCUAUGGCCAUGGUAAUUGCCGCUCUAAUCGAGACAAAAAGGCUCAACACAGCGCAAGAACAUGGUCUAGUUAACGUACCGAAAGCAACAGUUCCAAUGAAAAUAUGGUGGUUGGUUCCUCAGUACAUUCUGUUUGGUGCUGCAGAUGUGUUCACCAUUGUUGGUUUGCAAGAAUUCUUCUAUGAUCAAGUCCCAGCUGAGUUGAGGAGUAUGGGUAUUUCCUUUUAUUUCAGUAUUUUUGGUACAGGGAGCCUCUUAAGCAGCCUGCUUGUCUCUGUGAUUAACAAAGCAAGUAAAGAUAGCUGGUUUGAUAGUAACCUUAACCAGGCACAUCUUGAUCGCUUCUAUUGGUUACUGGCUGGACUAAGUGGUGCAGGUUUUGGUUUGUUCCUGUGUUUUGCUAAAUCUUACAUUUAUAAGAGGUAGAUUAUAUUUCUAAAUGUGAUCGAUUUCUUCAACUGUUAGGCCAUGA